AUGGCGUCUUCUUCUUCUUCUUCGAACACAACAACCGACUACGCGAAGCAAGCGUUUAACAACCCUUUAAUCAAGCACGCUGGGGAACAACUGUUGUAUUCUCGACCGAAGACGAUAGCGCUGAGCGGUCCGGCUGGGUUUUUAGGGAGCAACGUCGUGGAUGCUAUUUUGGACGCGCACGAGUUUCGAAGGGCGAACGGGUUAGAUCCAGGAGAGUUGUUAUUGUUGUCCUCCAGUCCAGGGACGCUGAUGGCGCGAUUGACGAGUCAGUUGGGAAGUCAAAGGUUGAAGACGGUGAGAGCGACUCGGGUGGAUUAUUAUCAUCAACACGACGUGGAUUCGUGGCAUGACCAGCUCGGGUCGCUCGGAUUGGGUGGGUGUAACGCGGUGUUUGCAAAUUUAGCCGGUUUAGCCGGACCGGUUCCAGGGAAGCCGGAUUCGAUGAUGGCGGUGAAUUAUCGCGCGCCGGUGGCCGCCGCGAGGGCGUGCGAGGCGUUGGGAUUCGGGCAUUUCGUGCAAAGCUCGACGCAAGCGACGAAAGCGGAGAGAGCCGGGCAGGUGCCGUAUUCGAGGUGGAAAUCGAUGACUGAUUAUUCAUUGGCGAGGUUAGAGAAGUUACCGGUAUCGAUCACGAGUUUAGGAUUGUUGUACAGUUCGAAGAGUGGCGCAGUCGGGCAGAGAGGGGAUUUGUUGAACAUGACGGAUUUGACGCUGUUGCCGUUGACGCCGAUUAUGGGCAACGGAACGGCGCCGCUGCAACCGCUGGAGGUGGCAGACGCGGCAAACAGGAUUGCUUUUUUGUGUUUGACAGAGUUUAGUUCAAGGGCGACGCAACGGUACGAUUUGAGGCGAAUGCCGAGCGGUGGGUGGGGUUCGGGUAGCUCGAGUAACAACAACACGACAACAGUGAGAGUUGGGAGCAUUAAUAACACCACAGGAGACGUGGCGGCAAAUAGCAGCAGCAGCAGCAGUAAUAGUAGCAUUAGUAGUAGUAGUAGUAGUAGUACCGCAACGUACGACGCGGACGACGGCAUGAACAAAAUGUGGAACAAAGACUCGUGGAAACAACUCGUCACGAAUAAUCAGAGGCAUUACACGUUGCGAAUGUACGACGCGGUCGGUCCGGAAAUUAUGACCAUGCUCGAACUCAACGAAAAGUUUGCGAAAAUCAACAGCACAAAAUUGACGCCGGUGUUUGUCGAUUACAGAAACUUUGAGCGCGUGCUAAACGUCGCGUCGUUGGGGAACUUGAACCGACAAUUUGUGAGUCUUUUGCGCUCGGAGCAAGCGACGGAGAAACCAAUCGUCGGGAACCCGAGCGAGUUUGAGCAAUUACUAGGGAACGACGCUCGAUUACUUCGAUUGGAUGAAGUCGAGAGAAACUUUCGACGUCGGUUUCCGUAUUGGAGCACGUUGAAGUGGGCGUUUACAAAUUACGGCGUCAUAGAACCUGGAAUUUCCUUAGGAUUAGAGAUUACGGUGACGUACUUGUUCGGUAAACAAGCUGGGAAUCCGGACAAUUGGAUCAAAACGAGAGGCGGUAUUGGCUUGGUGGCGUUAUGCGCCAUCGCCGGAGGAUCGGCGUACUUAGGUGCCGAGUUUGCAAACGUCAUCGUCGCGUUUACGCCGCCUUCCUUAACACCACCAACUCCUCCUCCGACGUCUGCAUGA
Messenger RNA from Bathycoccus prasinos, 1671 nucleotides. RefSeq lists its product with no specific name. The coding region runs from base 1 to 1671 and encodes 556 amino acids. NCBI's taxonomy places the organism in Eukaryota, Viridiplantae, Chlorophyta, Mamiellophyceae, Mamiellales, Bathycoccaceae. The transcript has a single exon. The record is from RefSeq and is a predicted model, not a curated record.